Messenger RNA from Scophthalmus maximus (turbot), 9362 nucleotides. RefSeq names its product XK related 4 (gene xkr4). Gene Ontology annotation, cellular component: plasma membrane. The record is from RefSeq and is a predicted model, not a curated record. The transcript has 4 exons. Lineage: Eukaryota; Metazoa; Chordata; Actinopteri; Pleuronectiformes; Scophthalmidae. Gene Ontology annotation, biological process: engulfment of apoptotic cell; phosphatidylserine exposure on apoptotic cell surface; apoptotic process involved in development. Bases 507 to 2369 code for a protein of 620 amino acids.
GGGAGAGAGAGAGAGAGAGGGAGGGAGAGAGGGAGAGAGAGGGAGAGAGGGAGGGAGGGAGGGGUGAUGUCAUCGUUUUCAGUCUGUGCCAUGAAAGAGGCAGAUGGCUGCAGCCCUCCACCUUUUCCCUUGCUCCCGCUUCCAUCUCCAUCCCCGGCGUCGGCCUCAGCAUCCGGACGCUCCGAGGGCGCACAGUGACCGACCGCAGUAGCCGAGUCCAGCCGGGGGGGGGGCGGCUGCAGGAGGCCGGGGGGAGCCGAGCGCGCGGACCGCUCCGACAGAGACGCGACAUGGCCCGACACACCGGAGCGAGCACGGGGCCCCGUUCAGCCUUCCCCUCCGUCCGCGUCCUGCGUUAUGAGCGCCCGGCUGUGUAGAGGAGCGGGUCCUGCCCAGAGAGGAGGAGGAGGAGGAGGAGGAGGAGGACGGAGGACACGCAGAAGGGUGUCGACGGAGGGAGGCAGGGAGGACAUAUAAUAACACGCUGAGAGAGCACGCUUCCAAUAAUGGCGGCUAAGUCGGACGGGGUCCUGAAGAUGAAGAGCAGCGACGUGGCCUUCACCCCCCUGCAGAACUCCGAGCACUCGGGCUCGGCGCAGGGGCUCCACCCGGGCGGCCAGCCCGACUCUGCGGGCGCCGGGGACGCGGACUACGCCAACGGGGAGUCGCGGUGCUGCGGCGGCGGCGGCGGCGGCGGCGCCGGCGCGACGUGCCUGCGCCUGGGCAGGGAGCAGCGGCGGUACACGGUGUGGGACUGCCUGUGGAUCGUGGCCGCAGUGAGCGUGUAUCUCGCCGACGUGGGCACCGACGUGUGGCUGUCGGUCGACUACUACCUCCGCCGCGACUACUGGUGGUUCGGCCUGACGCUCUUCUUCGUGGUGCUGGGCUCCUUCUCCGUGCAGCUCUUCAGCUUCCGGUGGUUCGUCCACGACUUCGGCGCCGACGACGCCGCCGCCUCCGCCGACGGGCAGCCCGCGGACGGCAACCGGCUGCUGAGCGGCUCGGCCUCGCACGGCGACGUCGCCGGCCCGCCGCAGCACCACCCGGCCACGCCGCAGAGGCAGGCGUCGACCGCCAGCCGGAACACGGCGACCAACAGCACCGCGAGCACUGCGCCGGGCGGCCGGAGCCGGAAGCGCUCGGCCUACUACUCCUUCUGCGUCUGGUUCGGCCAGUCCGUCAUCCACAUCCUCCAGCUGGGCCAGAUAUGGAGGUAUCUUCACACCAUCUAUCUGGGAGUUCGGAGUCGUGGGAGUGCUGAGACGGAUCGCUGGCGUUACUACUGGAGGAUGGUCUACGAGUUUGCAGACGUGAGCAUGCUGCAUCUACUGGCCACCUUCCUGGAGAGUGCUCCACAACUGGUGCUGCAGCUGUGCAUCAUCAUACAGACACACAAGCUCCAGGCUGUGCAAGGUAUAACAGCAGCAGCCUCCCUCGUCUCUCUGGCUUGGGCCCUGGCCUCCUAUCAGAAGGCCCUGCGAGAGUCUCGGGAUGACAAGAAGCCAAUCAGCUACCUGGCCGUCAUCAUCCAGUUCUGCUGGCACUUCUUCACCAUCGCAGCCAGGGUCAUCACCUUCGCCCUGUUUGCCUCAGUGUUUCAACUCUACUUUGGCAUCUUCAUCGUCCUGCACUGGUGCAUCAUGACCUUCUGGAUUGUCCACUGUGAGACAGACUUCUGCAUCAGCAAGUGGGAGGAGAUAGUGUUUGACAUGGUGGUGGGCAUAGUCUAUAUCUUCUCCUGGUUUAACGUCAAAGAGGGAAGGACAAGGUGUCGGCUUUUCAUCUAUUACCUGGUGAUCUUGGUGGAGAAUGCUGCUCUUAGCGCGCUGUGGUAUCUCUACCGGUCGCCUCACACCACUGACGCCUUUGCAGUGCCUGCACUCUGCGUCAUCUUCAGCAGUUUCCUCACUGGAGUGGUUUUCAUGCUCAUGUACUAUGCCUUUUUCCAUCCCAAUGGGCCACGCUUUGGACGCUCACCGAGCGGCCAAGGCCUCGACCUGGACCCCACUGCGCAGUUCUCCACACUACCAUCGGAAGGUGCCACCAACUCAUUGCGCUCCAACAGAGGCGCCACCACAACUCUGGAGCGGGACAUGGGGAAGUACUCUGAGCGGGAUGGCUGCAUGCCAGUGUUUCAGGUCCGGCCCACAGUGCCAUCCACCCCAUCGUCUCGUGCUCCACGCCUCGAAGAGACCGUCAUCAAGAUCGACCUUUGUAGGAAUCACUAUCCAGCCUGGGAGCGUCAUGUCCUUGACCGCAGUAUACGAAAGGCAAUCCUGGCCAUAGACUGCUCCCUGACUCCUCCACGGCUGCAGUACAAAGAUGAUGCUUUGGUACAGGAGAGGUUGGAAUAUGAGACCACUUUAUAGCUGCAUCCUGCUAUCAGAACCCAUACAGGGAUGCAACCUCAGAUAUCACAUAAACAGCAGCAGGAACUGUGGCAAUAAAAAAAAUUGUUACUACCAAUAAUGUCACUUUUCAUCUCUGAUUCCCCCAUUUUUCCCCAUCCUUUGGAGCAUUUGACUCGUCUGGUAAUGAUUGGAGAAGCGAUUUGGCACUAGAUCUGUUGAUGCCGCUGGAUGUACUUGGGUUCUUUUUCGGGUUGCUGCUGUUUUUUUACUUCGACUCAUCAGGGAAAUCCUGUGUGGCACAAACUAACAAGUGCUUUGGCACAAGAGGCCAAUGCACUGUUUGGGUGAGUUUGGAAAAGUUAGGGAUAAAAUAAAUAUGUAUAAUAUGUUAGUGUCCAUCCAGAUGAGUUUGAAGUCAACAGAUAUUCCUCUUCACCCCAAAUUACACCUGGAUUACAGAGAAACGUCUCUAAUGCAAUGAGGAAAGGAAAUAUUCCUGUAUUCAUCACAAGUAGAAAACUGUCAAAUCUGUCUUAACAUGUUGGUGUCUUUCUGUUUGGAAGUUCUGAUUGUGUGCCCCCAUUGCAGCUACAUCUGCAUAGGUACUUCCAUCAAUAUCAACAAUCGCUACUCCUGUCUUCGUGCCAAAAAGAUUCCUUGGAAAAAUCCUAAAAAUCCUUUUAGUUUCUGAGGAUGUGGAACACCUCAGAGAUGGCUGGGUAAUCCAAAACGUCCCCCUCUGGCCUUGACAUUUCAUUCCUCUUGGAUAGAUCUGGUCUGCAUUUGAAGCAGGUCAGACAGAAAAUGAACUAAAUGAAGACUGGUCGCAGUAGCAUCUAUACUCAGUCAUUGUGUCCUAUAUGUAUGAAAACCACCAGAACUGGUUGGACAGAAGGACACGGAGUGACAAAGAAGAGGUGAAAGCUUAACAGACAUAAACUCACGGUUUUCCUCCCGUACGGAUAAAAGUCAAACUCCCACAAUGCCAAGAAAAUGAAAUCUUCCUGGCAGCUCAAUUCAGCUAUUUGAAGUGGAGCCACAUGGACCUGGCUACAUAAUGAAACUGAUAUUUGUUCAUCUGUGGAGGGCAGAGCAGAAGAAACUAGCAAGGCGCCAGGCCACAAUGAAAAGGAGAUUACAAGAGGGGAUUAAGUGGAAAUGAGUCGAGGAUGAAGGAGAAGAGAGAGAACACAGACAAGCAGCCAUCUCAGCCAAACUAAAUCAACUACCAGGAUGUGCAGUACUCUGAUAAAACAUGCAGCAUUUUUUUACUAUAGAGAUGAUAGAGGGUCAAUUGGAUUCUGUGUUUGUGUGUGUGUGUGUGUGUCUGCGAGUGUGUGUGUCUCUGCGUGUGUGUUUGUGUCUGCGUGUGUUCAAAGAGUGGUUGGAGGCCUGAAUCAGCUGUGCUCUCAUCGAUCAGUGACGGUGCACCUUGACACAUGGACUCGAAGUCUGCUUGUUCUUUGAUAAACACAUCUGGGUGAGAUGUUUCUGUAUUUGUCCCGUUGACUCAGCUUUUACCAAUGUCACACAAAGCCACACAACACAAGAUAGCAUGGUGCUGGUCCACUCACUUGAAUGACAAAUGCUAGUAAAGUGGUUUUUGGUAAAGUGCCACCAUGAAAGCCUGAUUCAGGACUGUCAUGCCCAUAGACUGUAUAUAAAGAUGGAUGACGAUAAAAGCCCCCUAAAGUGAAGCCAAAUCAUCUGGAUCACGCCCUGGUGGCUGCAGUAUAGGUCCUAAACACCGCCUCAUCCAUAUUAGUAGAUGGGACAUGGACCAAACUCAAAAGUCAAAAUACCCAUUCAAUAAUUUCUUCUGAAAGAUGGGACGUUCUUAUCCAAAUGGUGUAUGUUCAAGUGUUAAUGUUAGAGGGGCAGUAGGUGAUUCUAAAACAAUACAAGUCUUGAGACUCAAUUGGUCAAGCAUGUGUAUCGGCGUGACCUAGAUACCGUGGAUCCACACCAAGAUCCCUACUGCGCAGACUCUGGCUCCAAGUGACGUCAAAGGCGCAAGAUAGCGGCUACCAUGCCCGAGAUAUUUUAGCUUCAUCUUUGUACAACGGAAGGAAGCAGGGGUGGGCCGUGGUCAACACCUUCAACACCAUCUGUCCAACUUGUCCUGAUCAGUUGUCACACUCAAAUCAUCUUAAUCAUUGGCUAAACAUCUAUAUCUAAGAAAACUGAGCGUCAUCCAGAGUUCAUUUUUUCAUGAUUCUUCUUCGAAAUGCUUACAAAGUUUAUGAACACUUUAGUGACUGAAACGUCCCAACGUGGUGUGGAUGUCCUGAUCACAGCAAGACAUGUGAAGCUUGAGGAUGACACGCAGACUUAAAGGUCUGAACCCCUGAUAGUGUCAGGGCAUGAGGUGUUUGAGGCCUCACCGCUAAGAUUUAUCCUGUUGAGACAUUCAGCAAAUCUCAUUACGAUCUAGAAAUUCGUUUUCGAGAUACAGUUUCAUGGUAAAGAAUGUCAGGUGUUGAGAUACUGUGCACAAUCACUGAGACUACCAGUCAAAUUGUCACGGUGCCCCUUCAGCACACUGUGCAUCUGUGAAGGGCAAACCAUCAAACAUCCCAGCGGAUCUGAAUCAGAAUGCAAAGAGACUGCGGCCAAAAUGGAGAACUGCACCAUCUACACCGCACCGCAUUCCCUACAUUCCCAAACUGAACUGCUCGAUUUCAGGGAAUGCUGGGAAGCCAGGGGCAAUGGCAUCAUCACACAGAUGAGCUGUCAGUUGAAACCUACCAUUUACUGUAUGACUGUAUCAUCGAUGCAGUGCCAUUCAGAUGGUAAUGGUGUGUCUUUUACAAUUUAAAAUGUCUGCACAAAUGAAAGUACCAGGUUGUCUUUUGUGUGUUAUGUCACAAGCGCAAUGUUCUUUUUUGGGGGGGGGGGGGGGUUGAAGGAUGUAAAGAGGAGAGAAAAGCACAAAACAAGUCAGUGGGAUAAUCAUGGCACGAGACAGCAAAACUCUUCAUCCUGAUUAAUCCCAACCAGCCUUAGAUUCGCUGUUUUUUGCCAGACAGUCUUUAAAGGACCAUACCAGUGCUUUUGUAUGCUGAAGGCUGGAGAUAUACUCUCUUUUCCCUGCCUAGUCCCCUCCGUUUUGUGCGUCGCUUGUGCACGUCUGCAGGAAUAAACGCUACGUGUCGGCAAGAUGCAACAUGCACAUGAACAGUAGGGGUAGAUGCUCGCCAUUGUCACGAUGAGGUUGAUUUAGGAGGCCUCACAUAAUCUACGAUGACGCCACAAUCUCAUUCCUAUAUGGUCUGAUUUCUGUGGUGUGCCCUUAAGUGGAAGACUCCAGUAACAUGCAUACUACAAGCGUAGUACACAGCAAGUAUGUCAUCAAUUACAUUUACAAUGCAGCAGUUGUCUAUGAAAACGCAUGACUAAAAAGCGAGUAUAUCUCCGGCCUUAGCAGAUUUACUAUGUAACACUUUUACAUUGUUUUUUACACCCCUUCUUGUAUUUGUAUUCUCAUUUUUUGUUGCUUUUUCUACAGUUUUCCUGCAACUGCAACUCGAGAGAACACAUCAUCUAUAUGUAUUAUUGUCAAACCGACAUUAUUCUUGUUGGGAGAUGCAGAGGAGAUUUGUCAAAUUCAUCCUCUGUACUGUAGCAAAAUUAAUUCAAACCAAUGGGGUCUGUAGGUAUAAUGCAGGUGCUCUCAAAAAAUUUGAAAAUUCGUGGAAAUGUAAUUAUUUCAUGAUAUUAUACAAAAAGUGAAACUUUCAUAUACUCUAGUUUCAUUACACGUGGAGUAAACUAUUUCAAGACAUUUCUAUUGUUUCAAUUUCGAUGAUCUAAAAUCCAGUAUCUCCAAAUAUUGGAAUAUCAUGAUAUUCUAAUGUUUUUAGAUACACCUGUAGAUCAAGAAAUCUAACAAGGGGCAGUCUGCAUCAGGAAAUGGUCACCAAACUCAAAUGUAUACACAAUGUGUUGUCAGAGCUAAAAAAGUACGAACACAGUGGUAUGGUUCUUUAAGGUUUUCAAGUCCAACUGUCUCAUUCUUUCAGUUUCAGUGUGAGGUUCAUGAAACAUGCAGUUUGUAUAUUGAAUCAUUAGUCAAAUAACUUCAAAACAUAUUUACAGUUAGGAUUAGUUAUUUACCUUGUUGCCACCACCGCUGUGUGUGUGUGAGUGUGUGCUCAGAAGUGCGUAUUGGGUUUUAAUGCAUUAGUGGAGAACAAUUUGGUCAACUGCUGCUUUAGCUGAAUUAACAACAGCUCCUAUUUUUGCCUUCUACUUCAUUUCUUUGCUUUUUGUUUACUAAAGGGUGAACUCAAUCUUUUUUUUUCGCACAUCCAAAUGAACUGUUGCAGGUUGGGUUGCGUUGUGCGUAAUGGUUUUUUUUGUUUCGUUGUAGCAGAAAAAAAGCACAGGUUUCAGGAUGGCACAAAACUGUUAGACAGAGAAUGGCACACACACUGUGCAAGGCUGCAGGAGCUCAUAUUCAACUCUGCUGAUGGACAUGAAGGGGAACGGAUCAGCCUCUGCUUGCUUUCUGUCUGUUCAAGAACUAUUUGUACCCAGUCCAAACUCAAACAAUCUACACAUUCUCAUUUUGACGUAAUGAAAUGUUUUAUGACUUUUGACAUGGUUUACUGUACAUGCUGAACCCAAAGGACAGUAGAGAUAUCACUGGACCUUAAGUGGAAGAACUACAGCUAACAGCAGACCUAUCCUCUCCAUUAUUGCCCUAGUUCACCAGCGGAGGUUGACACUGUGCAUUAUCUGCUAACAGUGGACCCGUUGAUAAAUCACUUCACAUCUGGCAGACAUUUCAUGAAAUAGAUGGACGCUCACUGAAAGCACUACCGGUAUUUGAACCAAUCAGAUUUCACUCUCUCGAUCUAGUUGUUUACCUGACAGGUGCUAUGAAGCAGCAGUAACCGUGCAGAGUUAUCAUGAACCUUGAGAAGGUGUGAAAAUGAAAGAGCAGACGUCUUCUCUGUAGCCUAGUCUGUGUAGAUGCAGCCUUAUAUCAUUUGAAGGGGUCACCAGAGCCUUUUUGUUUAAGUUCAUUUACAUGUCUCCCAAAUCCGGUGUAGCCUUUGUUUACUCAUUACCAUCUUGUGAACAUAUACACAGAUAUAUAUGAUGUGCUGAUAUGUACUGAACAUAAAGCUACCUCAGUUUGUUGUAAUGGACAGAAUACCCUCCUCCGUUUCAUCAGCAAUAUAUGCUUUUCUAUAACACGGCUCCGUGGUUCUGUAAGGAACACAAUGAGCCUGAAUUCCCCAAAAUGAAAUUGAAAAAUUCCAUUAACAGAUGAUUCUCACCGUAUCCCAGAGCGCAGCACUGACAUGGUGAGAAUUGAACUUGAAUGAGAAAUUGACCGCUCAUCUUCAGUUUUGCCAGAUUCCAAAUUGCAACUGCAGUUUUUAUUGGAAAUUGGAUUAUGUACUGGCUGGAUCAUGUACAGAUGAUCAUGAAAAAAAUUGAAUCAUCUCUUUGAUUUCAUUUUGCCAGUCAUUUCUAAAUCUCUAAAUAAAAGACUAAACAUCUUCAUUUUAAUUCAAUCUACAUCCUGCACAUGCAUGGCAGCGCUCCAUGCACAGUUGUACACGACAGUCUAUUGAAAAGAACCACUGCAGCCGGAGGGGUGUGGUCUGUCUUCACUUUCUUUAUUCCAUGCUGUCGAUUUGCUUUUUAAAAAAGAUGAGCUGCUGUCGUCCAUUACUGUUCCACAGAGCUUCAGGUUUUUCUAAUGUCUGACUGAUAAUGGGUGACGCUCUCACUGCAUGUAGUGUAUGGUAAACAGGACUCUCAAGACUCCAUCCCUUACGCUGGUCAUAACUCUUGUAAGCUGCUUUCUAUGUUUUGUUGGCCUUAAAGAGAUAUAGUUCUAUUUUUUACCUUUAGUUCAACCUCAUCAUCCCGAACAUUUUUUCUAGGAUGUACUGAAAGCACAGCUAGCCCAGAGAGAGAGAGAGAAUGAGAAAGCGAGAGAGAGAUUUCUUCCUACACUUUUCAAUAGCAUCACGUGUCAACAGCUGUUACUGUGCUUAUACUAGACUGAGCUGUUUCUGUACAGAAAUUCCGUUAUGGUAGGGAUUUACAUUUUCAGCAAAAUUGCAAAACACCAGGUACAUACCUCAAACAUGAGGGAUAUGGUGAUAUAUUGAUUAUAUAAUAAUUGGCCCUGUGUGGUGUCGUUAUCCAAAAUUCAAAAUAGUGCUUGGAAGACGUGUGCCACAUCCAAUCCCAUCUCUUAAGAACAGCCAACAGGCUUUGUUUGGGGUUUUUUUCGGGAAGAUCACAAAACCAUCUCACGAAUAACUUUAGUCAUGAUUAUAUGCGUGAUUGUGAUGGGCUCUGAAUAAUGCUCUUCGCUGUCCUUGAAGUAGGGAGGGGCGGAAUCGUGGCCACAGGACAACAGCUCAGAGAGAAUGAGUGUGGUUGGCGUGGAGGGGCAGGACAGGGGGUGUGCAGCAGCCACAGUUCAGCCGAGAUCACUCAGCCUCGGUAAAAGCACAGUAACCAGCAGGGGAAUAAUGGUAAGAUCCCAAUCACACUUGUAUAAUCAUUCUGUACAGUUGUCUGUUUAGAGAGGUGGUCGAACAAGGAGUACCACAGAUAGUGAACUGAUCAACAUAAAAAGCGUAUCUGUAAAUAAAUGUAUGCAAAGUGUACAUGUUAAAAAAAAGGAACAUUCCUCUCUUUUUUGAGUUCUGACUGUGAAGGGUGUCUUUAGAGGUUUGAUGCCACCACGAUGGCUGUAACUAUGAUGAUAAAAAUUUGAUAAAUGUGGUGUAUGUGGUGUAUUUAAAAAAAAAAAAAGAUACAAAUGUUUAAGACAAAAAAACUGUCUUUUUCAGUAAGUUGCUUUGUGUGAUGAGUUCAGUGGAGAAAAAGUACAUUUUAUUGUAAAAAUAAAUCAAGAGUGAUGAAAAUGAUCAAAAUAACAUUUUUGUACAUAUGGGAUUUUUGUAAAUUUUUAUUUGAAUCUAAUGCAACACAAACUACCAAAAUUAAUUUAAUAAAGUACACUGUGGUCAUUUU